Molecule: messenger RNA, 3139 nt
Organism: Betta splendens (Siamese fighting fish)
Lineage: Eukaryota; Metazoa; Chordata; Actinopteri; Anabantiformes; Osphronemidae
Gene: prima1
Product: proline rich membrane anchor 1
Exons: 4
Coding region: 472-1125 (217 amino acids)
Source: RefSeq, a predicted model, not a curated record
GACUUUCUGAGGAGCGGAGGGUCAGUUUGUCAGAGCACGCGCUGUCUGGAUGCGCUGAUGCGAGCGCUGCAUCCGGAGCGCGGCGGUGAUGCUCCCGUAUAAAACAGCCGCUGUAUUCCGGCACAGAGGGGGAUGCAUCAGUUUAACCCUCGGCUCUGCCCUCCGGACUCGCCCAUACAGCCUCUAGCUUGAGUUGCGGGAUGUGUGGCGCUAUGAUGAGGAAUCCCGACGCGUGAUAUUCCCGAGGAUCUCUCUCCGUGCGUUUUUUCUUCAACUUCGAUGGCUUGAGUGGCCCAUUUGCACUCAUGCUCGCAGCCGAGGAGGGAUGUAAGGCACGGGCCGUCCACCGCCCUCACAUUGCACGGAGUAGCGGCGUGAUUCAGGUCGCUAUCUGAGUGCCAGCACGAGAAAAACUACUUUCGAGAUGUGAAUUAUCGAGGUUUGCUACUCACCCGCCGGCUCGCCUGUCCUAUGCUAUCGACAACGGGAUUUCAAGAGGAAAAUGAUUGUGGCAUAAACUAUUUCUGGAGACGUCUGUCACAGAUAUCGCCGCCGAACUGGACAGGGUGGAUGGUUCUUUCCCAAGCACUUCACCCUUAUGUCUACUGCAUUCGUUUGUUGGAAACGCUGCCUAGUAUCUUCGAGAAGAGCUCAGGAGGAAUGCUGGUCCAAGAUCUAAUGCCAUUCACUUUAAGUUUCUGGCCUUUUUUCUUUGGUCAUUGCCUUCUCUCACUGCUUUUACUCUCGUGCCAGGGAGAACUUCAGAGGUCAUGCUCGCGGAGCGUGGCGGAGAAAGUUAGCGAACAGUGCCAGCUGGCAUGCCACUGCAGAAGGUACCCCCCCCUGCCGCCGCCGCCGCCCCCACCGCCUCCCCCGCGGCUGGGCAACCCAGUGGUGGAGCCCGUCGUGCCCUUGUUGAGGCCAUGGUGGACGGAGAUGGACAUCAUCGUGCUGGGAACAGUGGGCUGCGCCUCUGUUGUCUUCCUCCUCUCAGCCAUCAUCAUCUGCUACAAGGCCAUCAAGAGGAAACCACUCAGAAAGGAGGAGAACGGGACGAGUCGAGGGGAGUACGCCAUGAGCAUCCGUAACAAGAAGUCCAUCGGUACCAACAACACUGUGGUAUAGACUGUGUCCUGGUGAACACAGGCGGAGACAGAACCAUCACGUCUCUCACCUUCCCCCCAAACAACUAUUCUUUCCACCCCAGGUUUUCAAAUAGGUGAACCUCCCCUCUUUGCUUGGCACGAUGCCCAGACUGAAGACACUGGAGCUCCACAAGGAGCCUCGACCGAUGGAGGGGGGGAUGAUGCCGAAUAGAGUCAGAGACAGAUCCACAAACCCCCGCGGUGUCGAAAGUGGCGCCGCGUGUUGAACACUGUGCCGCUGGUAACAGCGAGUGUUGCUGACAGGCUGGUUGGCUGCCGACUGGAGAGGGACUGUCUGCCAGUCGGCCGCAGAUCCAGACCUCAUCCGCAGCGGAGCAACGGACAAUACGGCAGCGCCGCAGCGGCCGGCGAGCGGGGACGGCCCGCGCCACACAAGCAGAACCACGCAUGCAGCUUUUACACACAAUGCAACAUUUUUUAUAGCCCAGUCGUCACUCUGUCCAUCUUUUGUUCUCCGUUUCUGAGACAGAUGCUCAGCGAGAGGCAUUAUGUUACUGUCACUCCAGGCUCUGAGAUGUGGAUUCAUCUGACUAUGCAAUUUAAGGAAAUUCAGACAAAAGGCGGCGGCGGCGUCAGCGUGGGACAUUGUGGUUCUCCUGCAAUGCCAAAAAAAGCCAAUGAAGACUAGGGUUCAAUGUAAGAUACUUCAGUCAUCCAUGUAUUUAUUUCAUCUAUUUAUUUACGUAUCUACUUUUGAAUUUAUUUUUCUACUUCAAAGACAAGAACCUGUCUUGUAAUUUACACAUCUUGAUAAAUCGCAGACAUCUCGAUGAAUCCGUUUGAUUUCUUGAUAGCUCUGUUUUUUCAAGUGAAUCAUUUCUGAAUCGUAUAAUUCAUUAGUGUCGUCCUGAUGCUUUGCGCCUGCUGUCGGUUUGUUAGGACGCUGAUGCAGAAAACGUGCUUGCUCUGCGAUCUGUUGUUCUGUCCUGAGGGUUUGAUGAUAUGCUCCCCUCUGUUUCCCUGAGACUUCUGCUGAACUCGUGAAGGGUCUCUACGAUGUGAUAUGCGAAUGUGUGGUCUCUGAACCUUAUGUGUGCUCCACACGCCAGUCUCCAUUUUGAAUCUGUUAGCUCAAAGCCACCCCCCCCUCAACAUGUGGCGCGCUUUCACCCGUCAUCUGGCUCAGUCUUGUUGAGGGGUCAGCGAGAUGCCUUCAGCCAUGUUUUGUUCCAAUCAGACCCUCCUCACUUUUCCAUCUGUCACGAGGGGCUUCGCCCAUCACUGAACCGGGGCCUGAGCCCAGGUUGACCUUGUGACUGGUGAGAGACUGGAGACUUGGCCAAUAACCAGAGAUCAGGUUGCACACUGGCCUCUGCGGGGAUGUGUGUGUGACUCACUGCUGUCACAAGCAUCGUCCACCCCCCUGGAAAAACACAACUGAGCUGAACUGGACGCUGCUCGGCUUUUUUUUUUUUUCAUUAAAUCUGCGCGCGUGUGUGCGUGCGAGUCUGUCUGUCUGUCUGUCUGUCUGUCUGUCUGUCUGUCUGUCUGUCUGUCUGUCUGUCUGUGAGUGUGCAUGCAGAUGAGUGCACUCAGAGAGAGUGGGAUGUGCUCUGUAACUCUCAGUUAAGUAUCGAUAUUGGCUAAACUGUGGAAAUUUGGGAAAAAAAACACAUGCUUGCACCUGAACAUGCACAGGUAUUAGUGAACCGUAUACUCCCCAUGUACCUAUAUGAGAGAAUCGAUGGAUGCAUGAAUGUAAAUAUUGAUAUUUAAAUAUCUGCCUUCUGGACUGUUAAUUCAUGUACAGUAUAACAGAACAUAUGUUUAUACAUAGUCAAACUUAAACAAUGUGCUACCAUUUAGAUUUAUGUCAAUGUUGUCAUGUUGAUGGAGAAAGCCAUUAAUGUAUAUAUGGCAAUCAGUAGUACACAUGCAAUUUAUGCAUUAUACCAAACAGAUAGAAAGACGUGCAUAAGUUGAUUCCAUUGCUGAAUUUUUCAAUUGUAAAUAAAACUGUACAUAGCAACAGA